GGUAAGGUCACAAGAUCACAUGAUCAUAAUCCACGAACUGGCUAAAUCGUGUCAUACUGCAAUCAACGCAACUUAUCGCGCCUAGUCCCCUCUUUUACCCCAUAGCCUUAAACUCACUCCAUAGCCGUAAAUUGUACAGGCGCAAUGGAGGACUCAAAGCUCGCGGAGCUGCUCACAAAGGCCUGUCCCCGACCAUCUUUCCUUGCUACCACGGACGGGGGGCCAUGCCUCGCCCUAUCGGUGCACGUGCUGAUGGUAGAGGCGGGCUUUGUGCUACUGACCUCGGAGGCCAACACCAGCUCCCGCAAUUCCAAGCCUGACAGCAAGUAUAUGCCCCAGAAGGACUGGAACGGCCUGUACCUGGACCAGUGGAUCUUCGAGUACACUAAACCAGGCAAAGCGCGGAAGUUCACGGUGCAUCUGAGUCUACAAGCCGCGAGCAAACGCAUGUUCAUCCACUGCUCGGAGGAGGCAAACCCGGCUAACACGUGUGUUCUGGGGCUGCAGCUGGACAACUACGUGCCGGAGCCCGCCCGCCUCAAGACCAACAGCUGGGAGGGCGCAGUGCUGAACGCCGGCAAGAUGAAGGGGCUACUCACUGAGUACAUCAUCACACCACUGCUGCAGAACGCGGAGGACCAGCACAUGCCGCCGGAGGAGGAGCAAGAGGCGCAGGCGGCCGCGGCGGCCGGAGCGGGUCGCGGUGGCAUGGUCGGCGGCGGCUGGGCUGGCUGGCUCACAAACAACCAGGCGUAUGUGGUUGCUGGAGUGGCAGCGGCGGCGGUAGCGGUGCUGGUGGUGGCGCACCGGUCGAGCGCCCUGUCACGGCGGUAACUUUUGAUGGGGUGCGCACGUGGAGUCCCGGCACUCAUGGAGGCGAAUGGCUGACAGUAGAGUGAGCGAGAAUGAAUUGCCGUCAUUUCGACUGAGGAAUGGGGGGGGGGAGGAUAGUGCAUUUGAGCAUUUCGAAGACAGAGACUCAGCGACCAAACCGCCAGGUUGGCGUUGUUCCCAUACAUCCCCCCGAUUUCGGUCGGGAGCUGAGACUAUGGCUAGUAGCUGAGAUGUUAAGUUGAACAGGAGUAGAUCCUUGACGAUUUAACGCUUGAUUGGUUGCGAGCGCCGAAACCUUAGUCUCACGACUGAGUCGUGGUACGCUUGUGCCCCAACUGUAUGGUUGAUGAGGGCGGGCUAUAGAAGGCUAGCGUCCAGCACCGAUGGGUCCUAGCGACUCGCAUAAGGUGGGCGUACAGGUUCGAACCGCGGGGCGUGCAUUGUGUUGCGGGCGUUUGAAGAUGGUGGUGAUUGAUGACUGGCUAGCAAUAUGAGCUUGAUGAGGCAGAAGGUGUUGGUGUAGGGCAUUGAUUACGAGUGGUUCCCCGCUGUCACAAAGCAUGAUAUCUCCAAGGACGAACAAGCACCAGCUGGGCUGGCUGCAACUGUAACAUACAUUGCAUGAGUGACGUUGACUGGCAGGGCACUGAUCCAGGGUAGCAAGUCGUUGCAUCACUGCAUGGACCGACUAUGCGCCCAUGUAU
This is a messenger RNA of Chlamydomonas reinhardtii, 1538 nucleotides long. RefSeq lists its product as uncharacterized. The record is from RefSeq and is a predicted model, not a curated record. The transcript is spliced from 4 exons. NCBI's taxonomy places the organism in Eukaryota, Viridiplantae, Chlorophyta, Chlorophyceae, Chlamydomonadales, Chlamydomonadaceae. Bases 145 to 834 code for a protein of 229 amino acids.